Populus trichocarpa (black cottonwood) is the source of this 844-nucleotide messenger RNA. RefSeq names its product nudix hydrolase 26, chloroplastic. The coding region runs from base 17 to 682 and encodes 221 amino acids. Gene Ontology annotation, cellular component: chloroplast. Gene Ontology annotation, molecular function: bis(5'-adenosyl)-pentaphosphatase activity; guanosine-3',5'-bis(diphosphate) 3'-diphosphatase activity. Gene Ontology annotation, biological process: ribose phosphate metabolic process; nucleoside phosphate metabolic process. NCBI's taxonomy places the organism in Eukaryota, Viridiplantae, Streptophyta, Magnoliopsida, Malpighiales, Salicaceae. The transcript is spliced from 6 exons. The record is from RefSeq and is a predicted model, not a curated record.
CUGUCCCAAGAAAAACAUGGAAGCCCAAGAAAUGGCCAUUUGCCGUUCUGUUUAUCCCACACUUCUUCGUCGUCCUCUCCAGCAUCAGGUUCUCUAUACAUCCACCCGUCGCUUCCCAAACUACCCUUCUAAGUUCUCUAAAUCUACUAAGCUGCCACUCCUUCAUCGAAGCCCGAGACCUCGCUGUACAUCAUCAAUGGAAUCACUUUCUGAAGGUUACAGAAAAAAUGUUGGCAUUUGCCUGAUCAAUCCAUCAAAGAAGAUUUUUGCUGCUUCAAGGUUGGAUUUACCUGAUGCUUGGCAAAUGCCACAGGGUGGUAUUGAUGAGAGUGAAGAUCCGAAAGUUGCAGCUAUCAGGGAACUAAAAGAAGAAACAGGGGUUAGCUCGGCGGAAGUCCUUGCUGAGACGCCUUCUUGGUUGACAUAUGACUUCCCACCAGAAGUCAGGGAAAAACUUAAACAUCAAUGGGGAUCUGACUGGAAAGGUCAAGCACAGAAGUGGUUUCUCCUUAAAUUCACUGGGAAUGAGGAAGAGAUCAAUCUAUUGGGUGAUGGCACAGAAAAACCUGAGUUUGGCGAGUGGUCAUGGAUGUCACCAGAACAAAUAAUUGACAGGGUGGUGGAUUUCAAGAAACCUGUAUACAAGGAAGUUUUGGCAGUUUUUGCUCCCUAUUUCCAAUGAAUUCAUGUUCAAGUAUCAACUUUUGCUUAUCAUAUACAUGGUGUCCCACUUGACUAAAUGAGCUAGCAUUAUUUGAAUUAUUCCUCUUGGAUGCAUAUCCAAUUCGGUGCUGAUCGAUACUCCUUGUGAUUAAUUGGAAAAUAAAAGCUGGCAUUGAUUUGA